Parnassius apollo (apollo) is the source of this 1383-nucleotide messenger RNA. The record is from the annotation of a GenBank genome assembly. NCBI's taxonomy places the organism in Eukaryota, Metazoa, Arthropoda, Insecta, Lepidoptera, Papilionidae.
AUGACUAGUCCAAGACGAUCAAAAAAAGGUGGCCAGUGUGUAACACCGAGUUUGGACUGGGAUUCACCGUCAGAUGAUACAGGAACAGUGAAAAGGAGAAGAUCUUCGUGUCCAGAAAGCUCCUCAAAACAAAAUAUUCAGUUUCAUGAAGCAAUAUUUGAAGCAGAGACACCUUCAGACUCUGGUAGUGGGACUUCACAUAGUAUUGGCGAAAGCGAUAAGACUGAUUCCCUCAUAGACGUAGAACAAAGAAUAUCAGUUAUUAUAAAUGAAAAUAGAUCAUCCAAAAGUACGUCUGAAUCUAGUGAUAUAGAUAUAAUAAUCGAUAGUGUUUUAGACAACCCUGUUAAUGAUGAUGCUCAAAACAAUGUGUUCCUGUGUGACCGUAGCAAAACUUUUAUUAGGAUGCAAGAAAAACCCUGUCCUAAGAAAGCUGAGAAGAAUGUUGAUAAUUUACCUCCAGCAAAAAAGUCUAAAGACAAAAAGCUUAGGACACCUACACCUAUGGUUAAGCUUAAUAAACCUUUAGAUGCUGUUAAACAUAAUAGAAAAGUAACCAAAGAGAUACCAAAAUUGGAUACUAAGUCCAGCGUUUUGCCAGUUUACAAAAGUACCGUACAAAAUUCUGACGUAGACUUAAAUGCAAUUACACAGAAAAAGAAGGUGGUUUCUAAAUUAAAACUGCCAUUUCCUCCUGCUAAAGUAAUGGAUAAGCCAAAACUAAACCUAUUUCCAAACAAGAGUAAUCUACAAGAUACUAAACCAUCGCCUUUACUUUCAUCACCAGUACGCAGAACAAUUUCAAAUGAAUAUGUACGGCUGAAGUUUGCCAAUGAUACUGUUGUCCGGCGUACUAUAGACGGUAAGUCCGUGCCAAAAAUUACUCCAAAAAUACAAUCCAUAAUACCAGAAAGUCCAGUAGACAGUGAAGAUCCUUUUUUAAAUCUAAGCCCUAACAAAAAAUAUACCGUUACUGUAAAUAAUAAAGUGAGAUGCGAUAAAGAUAACUAUGUGAUAUUUGAUCCUAAUACUGGAUUUAAGCCUGAAGGAGCGUCAAAGCAAUCGACAAUACCUUCAAAAGCUAUUAGUGAAAAAUCAAGAAUACCACUUAAGUCGCCAGUUGGUGAAAAUUCAGUUCUUGGGAGAAAGUCAGUGAGUGUUAGUGAUACCGACAGUGGUAUUUUAUCUCCUAAUUCACCUAUAGAGACAAGUGAUAAAACCCCUGCAUAUUACGUGAAUGCAUCAGCGUUUAGCGAAACGGCAAAGAAAUGCGCAGCGGACUUAGACAUAACAAUACUCAAUCCUGAAUUGGCGAGAAAAGCUACGGAGCAAGUAAAGACAAAACUAUGUGAUAAAUCAGAGAAGAGAAGUAAGCUUGGAUAG